AUGUCUUCAUUGCCCGCAGCAAACAACGUGAAUCAAGACGAGCAAGAAAUUGAAAUUAUUCAACAUCAUCCCAUUCAUCAUCAUGAAUCAUCGGAACAUCCUUUGAACCAGGAAGAAGAGGAUGAUGAAUCUCAUCGUUCUUAUGGCAACUCGGGAGUGAUGAUGGGAAAUAGAUUGAAUAACCGAUCUUCGGAAUUUGAAAAGAAACCCUUGUUGAUGAAUUCUGAUUCUUCCCAACCUUCGGAUCAGACUAUAACAUCACCUUUGGCUGGGAUCGGGAACAAGGUUACACAAUUGUCUGUAGAUUCUCAAAAUUUCUUUGAUAAAUUGGAAGAUAAGAGAGUGAGCAUGUCUCCACUCGAUUCGCUCUAUGAUUCAAAAUUUGGAUUUAUUGUUUUGAAAGGUGCAAAAUAUUGCAUGAGAAUAUUUGGACUUUUCAUGGUGAUGGUUGCUGUGGUUCUCUUAUCUUUAAAUUUUUAUUUUUACUUUGCAGUGACAUUGCCCAUGAUGAACACACAAAUGUGGACCUACACAUUUCAUUUACUCCUUGGAUUGUAUAUAGCACUUUCAAUUUCAUUUAACUAUGUUCAAUGCGUUCGAGUGAGUCCAGGUGUGACUCCAAAAGAAUGGGUUGAUUCUCUCGAUAAUGUGGAGACCUUUAGAAAUGAUACAAAAUCUGUGCCAGGAAAAAAUUGGAGCAAGUGGUGUGGACGGUGUCAACAACCAAAACCCAUUCGAGCUCAUCAUUGCCACAUUUGUGAUGUUUGUGUGUUGAGAAUGGAUCAUCAUUGUCCAUGGUUAAAUAAUUGUGUUGGACUUCAAAAUCACAAAUACUUUGUUGGAUUUAUUGGAUUUUUAGCUCUUGCUGCAUUGUACAAUUUUGUCAUGAUUUCACUUGGAGUGUUUGGUUUCUAUACACCAGAUCCCAUCCUGUAUGCAACAUGGAGUGGAUGGCUGACAUUUGUGAUGGUUCUCUCAGGUUCUCUUGGACUCACCAUGACUACUUUCACAGGAUGGCACGUGUAUCUUGUGUUGACCAAUCAAACCACGAUUGAAUUCCAAUUUAACAAAAUGAAGGCCGUGAGAAGUAAGUCUGGAGGUUCUGACAAUCCAUACAAUAUUGGAAUGAAGAGUAACAUACAGCAAGUGUAUGGUUUGGCCACUCCUGAAGAUUCUGUAUUGGGGUGGGCAAAAUUGUUAAUGUUGCCCAACCUUCAAAAGUCGCCUGUGGAUGGCAUCAAUUAUCCCACCAACCAGCCAAAAGGAGGCGAAAACGUGUAG
Messenger RNA from Naegleria lovaniensis, 1281 nucleotides. RefSeq lists its product as uncharacterized. Lineage: Eukaryota; Heterolobosea; Eutetramitea; Acrasida; Naegleriidae. Gene Ontology annotation, molecular function: palmitoyltransferase activity. The record is from RefSeq and is a predicted model, not a curated record. The coding region runs from base 1 to 1281 and encodes 426 amino acids. The transcript is spliced from 2 exons.